AUGUUUAUAUAUCAACCAUUGUUUUACUUCAUAGCAUUUCUGGGGCAAAUACUUUCGAUUAUAAGUUCAAGGUGAUUAUUAGUUUGGUUAAUGAUAGAAUUAAGACUUUUGACUAUUAUACCAGUCAUAGUAAAUUAUGGGAAAUAUUUGACAUUAUCCUGUGAAGUUACCAUAAAAUACUUUAUUAUUCAAAGCAUAAGAAGAAUAUGAAUUAUGUUAGGGGGGUAUAUAUUAUGAGACCUGACCACAGGGCCCGGAGUAUUCAUACUGGUUUUCUUGAUUGGUUUAAUAUUUAAGUUAGGAUUGUUUCCGGGGCAUUUUUGAGUAAUUCAAGUGGUUUCAGGACUGAAAAAACUUCCUCUUAUUUUUAUUUUAUCUAUUUUGAAACUGGCACCACUAUUUCUAAUAGUUACACUAAAUAUCUCUGUGAAUAUCGACCUAUUUAGUGUAAUAGGAGUAAUAUCCCUCGUAGUUGGUGGAUUGCUAGGUAUUAUUCAAUCAACAGUCCGGGGAGUGUUGGGAAGGUCAAGUAUCUCCCAUAGAGGGUGGAUGAUUAUUACUAUUAUGAUAGAUACCUUUAUUCCCUAUUUUUUAGCUUAUGUUGUAACACUAACUAUAUUUUUACUAGUAUGAGGAAAAAAUAAUUAUCUAGCUAGUAUAAUAAUGAUUUCGUUUUCUGGACUUCCCCCAUUCCUGUUGUUUUACCCGAAAGUCUUAGUAUUCUCGAUAUUAGUUGAAAAUUCGAUAUGAGCCAUCAUUGUGUGUUUAGUGAUAAUGAGUGUUGUCAGGUUAUAUUUUUAUUUGAAAAGAAGUUACUCGUUGGUUUUAAUUCGAAUUUUGAAUUAA
Messenger RNA from Physella acuta, 846 nucleotides. Lineage: Eukaryota; Metazoa; Mollusca; Gastropoda; Physidae. The record is from the annotation of a RefSeq genome assembly.